Didymodactylos carnosus is the source of this 1692-nucleotide messenger RNA. Lineage: Eukaryota; Metazoa; Rotifera; Eurotatoria; Philodinida; Philodinidae. The record is from the annotation of a GenBank genome assembly.
AUGAAUUCGAGUAACGUUGCCCAUUCUCUAUUAUCGGAAGAAUUAGAUUUAAAUAAUAUUAAUAAUAAUAAUAAUACAAGUAAUAGUUAUACCGAUAUAUCCUAUGAUGAUGAAAUAACAAAUUCAAUUAAAAAUUAUAAAGUAUAUGAUACAACGUUAUUUGAUGUUCUCAAAGUUGAUGCAGAAGAUUUUGCGUCUCAAAUCACACUACUCGAUCUGCCCGUAUUUAAAGCAAUUACACCAGAUGAAAUGACCAGCUGUGGAUGGAAUUCAAAAGCAAAAAUUGAAAAAGCAUAUCAUAUUGUACAAUUUACUAGACGAUUUAAUCAAGUUAAUUUUUGGAUUCAAGGAGAAUUGUUACGAGCUAAUAUUUUGAAAAAUCGCACAGAAAUUUUAUCUCAUUUCAUUAGAGUAGCCAACAAAUUAUUUCAUCUAAAUAAUAUCAAUGGAGCUAUGGCUGUUAUUAUGGCACUACAAAGUGCACCAAUUUACAGAUUACAAAAAACGUGGCUUGGUUUGAACAAACGAGAUCGAACAACAUUUUCAACUCUCAAAGAAUUCGUAUCAUCAAAUGAAAAUUGGAAAAAACUUCGACAUCAUUUAUCCAAUACAAAACUACCAUGUAUACCAUAUUUAGGCAUAUUUUUAACGGAUAUAAUACGAAUUGAUACAUUACAUCCACAUAGUGGUGGUUUAGAGACUAGUCAAAGAAAAAAUGCUAUGAAUAAUAUAUGUCGAAUGAUAUCUGAAUUUCAACAAUCUGAUUAUAAUUUUCUAAAACCUUUGGAUUAUGUACAAAAUUAUUUAUCAUCUGUGAGAUAUAUGGAAGAAUUACAAACAUUUAUUGAAGAUUCAAAUUUUAAACAAUCAGUAAUACUUGAACCAGAAUAUACGGAUGUUAACGAUCAUCAUACAACAGAAAAAUUAUCAAAAAAUAUUGAGAAAUCAGCAUCAUUUAAGGUAUCCGUUGAAAAUAAUAGUAAUCAGAAUACAUGUCAUCGUCGAACAUUGAGCGAUUAUAAAGAUACAAUGCAUUUAACAAUAUCAUCAAAAUCAGCCACAUUACCAUGUAGAACACGUGAAAAAAAGAGUCUACUAGAUGAUAGUGUUUUAUCAGAUUGUGUGGCAGAAGAAACGCGUUCAAGUAGUGAUUCGAAUGAUUCAUGUGAACAAACAAUAAAAAAGGCUAAAACAGCUCUUAAACUAUCAAAACAACAUCAUCAUCAUACAAACGCUUUAUCUAUAUCACUAUCAUCAUUAUCAAUGAAAGAACCAUUAAAUCCAUUAAAUGAUAUUAUUAUACGAACAAAUUUUAAUUUUGAAGGUUGUUUACAACGAAAAUGUUUAUUAAAAAAUUAUAAAAAACCAACAAUAGCAACAUGGCAUAAAUAUUGGGUAGCUGUUUGUGAACAUUUAUUAUUUCUCUAUAAACCAAAACGUUUUACAUUACAUACAAGAAUACAAACUAAUCUUUUAAUUCGAAACAGUAACAAUAAUAAAAAUAAUAACGAUGAAGAAUUAAUAACAAGUUUAACGGACAAUGAUCGAAAACUGUUUAGACAAAAUCCUUACAAAUGUCAAUCGAUUUCCGAUUGGUUAAUUGUACUUAGUCAAGCAAAAAAUAAAAACGAAAUACAAUUGAGCGAUUUAAAUAAGGGUAAGAGUAAUACAAUUAGAUGUAGUAUGAUAUAA